GAUGGAUCAGGGAGGCAAAAUGAAGAAGAAUAAAGUAAGAGUGUCUAGUUGGAGAAAAGAAUGAGUGACAUAAAUGGAGAAUAAAGCAAGUGGUAUUUGUGCUUGACUUCACUAGCAAGCAUACCUCAUGAGAACGCAAGGGCCAAAGUUGGUUCCAAUAUAUUUAAUAUUUCACACCAUCAGAGGCAACAUUCUCAUUUAACAAAGAAAAAACAACCAUAACUCUCCCUUCCUCCACUUCAAUAAACACUUUGCAGCACCCUCAUUGAUAAAAUAAGAACAACAAUAACUCUCCCCCCUCCUCCACCUCAGUAAACAUGACGGAGUUGGUCUCUUCUGUUGCGGAAAAAGUCAUUGAGAAGCUAGGAUCCAUUGCUUACCAAGAGAUUUGCUUGGCAUGGGGCAUUGAAAGCGAUCUGAAAAAUCUUAAGCUCACCAUGUCUGCCAUCCAAGCUAAGUUGUUGGAUGCCGAGGAGAGGCAAGCAAAAGAACGUGGCCUUAGUCUUUGGCUGGGGGAACUCAAAGAUGUGCUUUAUGAUGCAGUGGAUGUGAUGGAUGAAUUCGAGUGUGAAGCUCUACGGAAGCAAGUGGUGAAAACAUAUGGGAGCACUGGUAAAAAGGUACGCCGUUUCUUUUCGUGUUCUAAUCCACUUGCCUUCCGUUUUAAAAUGGGUCAUAGAAUGAAGGGGAUUAGAGAGAGGUUAGAAGGGAUAAAAAAGGUUAGUGAUCAAUUUAAUCUUCAGGAGAGGGAACUUGACGAUAAGCAUAUUGUCGUCAGGGAAACUCACUCCUUUGUCACUGGUUCUGAUGUUAUUGGGAGGGAUAAAGACAAGCAAGAGAUAAUACAUCUUCUGAUGCAACCAGAUGAUGAUGGUAAUGUUUCUGUGAUUCCAAUAGUUGGAAUUGGAGGUAUGGGCAAGACCACACUUGCCCAGUCAGUGUAUAAUGAUGAAAUGGUUAAAAGGAAUUUUUCUCCUAGAGUAUGGGUAUGCGUGUCAGUGGAUUUUGAUGUUAAAAAAUUGGCAAAAGAAAUCCUUAAGUCUGCAGCUCGUGAAAAUAGCGAGAAGAUGCAUAUAGAUGAGAACAUGAGUCUAGAUGAGGUGCAAGCCAGUUUACGAAACGUUUUGAAAGGGAAAAAGUUUUUAAUUGUUUUGGAUGAUGUUUGGAAUGAAAAACGUAAUAAAUGGAAUGAUUUGAAAACUUUGUUAACAGGUGCCAAAGGAAGUAAAAUUAUUGUCACUACACGCAGUAAAAAAGUUGCCUCAGUGAUGGCUUUUGGACCCAUCCAUGAAUUGAAAGGUCUUUCUAAGGAUGAUUGUUUGCGCUUGUUCUUGAGAUGUGCAUUCAAGGAAGGAGAGGACAGAGAUCCAAAAUUGGUAGAGUUUGGAGACCAGAUAGUCAAAAAAUGCGGAGGUGUUCCUUUGGCUGUGAAGACUUUAGGGAGCAUACUUUAUUCUAAAACCGAUGAGCUUGAAUGGAUCUCUGUAAGGGAUAAUGAGAUAUGGAAACUAGAGCAAGAGGAAAAUGACAUUUUACCAGCGUUAAGAUUGAGUUACAAUGAAUUGCCAUUAUACUUAAAACAUUGUUUUGCUUAUUGCUCAUUGUAUCCAAAAGAUUAUGAAUAUGACAGUGUGGAAUUGAUUCAAUGUUGGAUGGCUAAUGGGCUCCUCCAAAAGCCGGACAAAAGUACUAGAGAGUUGGAAGAUAUUGGACAACAAUAUGCAAAGGAGUUAUUGGCAAGAUCAUUUUUCCAAGAAGCUCCUGCUUGGAGUUCUUCAUAUGAAACACAUAGCCUACAGGACAAUGAUCCUAAUUAUUUUGUAUUUAAAAUACAUGAUUUGUUGCAUGAUCUUUCAUUAUAUGUUGCACAAAAUGAUUUUUGCUUGAUUGGAAACAGCAACAACACCAACAAUUAUGAUAAGGCUCGAUAUGUGUCAAUUUUGGACCACAAUUUGGGUUCUAAUGAAGUGACAACAAUGUUGCACAAGUUGAAAGAUACCGUAUGGACGAUUAUUCUCCCAAGUGAAUUUGGACAUUCUAUUAAUAUCAAAGAAUUCCCUUUGGAAAUAUGCAUGUCAAGGUUUAAGUACAUGCGGCUACUAGAUUUAAGACGUUCAACAUUUGAGGUAUUGCCAAGCUCCAUUGGUACUUUGAAACAUUUGAGAUAUCUUGACUUACGGUGGAACGAGCAUAUCAAGAAAUUUCCCAACUCCAUUUGUGAGCUGCAAAAUUUGGAAACUUUGAUGCUAGAUGGCUGUAAAGAGCUGGAAGAGUUGCCAAGAGAUAUAAGGAAGAUGAUUAGCCUUAGAUAUUUGUUGAUACUCACAAAACAGAUGUGUUUUCCACACAAUGGGAUCGGGUGUCUGCGUUCUCUUCGAACUUUGAUCUUUCACAAUUGUCCCAAACUAGAGUAUUUUCUUGACGGCAUCCAACACCUCACUGCUCUUCGCAGGUUGAGCUUUGAAAGAUGUGAAAGCCUGAUCUCUUUGCCGAGCGGUAUGAAAGACCUAAAUAUGUUGGAAAUACUGGUAAUCUCUGACUGUAAAAAGCUUACUUUGAUGGAAGGGGAGGACUACCCAACGAGCCUUCGAUUACUCUCGAUCAAUAAAUUGCCACAACUAGUGGCUUUUCCCCAAGGCCUUAAAAGAUCUGCCAGCACUUUACAGCUCCUCUCUAUUGCUCAUUGUCACAACUUGGAAGCAUUGCCGGAGUGGCUUCCAGAUCUCAGUUCACUUCAAAUUCUUAAGAUUUUGCGUUGCACAAAAUUAUCCUCUUUACCAGAGGGGAUGCAUCGCCUCACUGCCCUAAAAGAAGUGAGCACUGAUAAUAAUUAUCUGCGUCAAUCUUGGCCCAUUACAAAGCCCAGGCCUAUUUUUAUAAAAUUUACUUAUCGGGCAACAGGUCCCGCUCUGGCAUUUUAUGAGAAAGAUGGAAUACUCCAUCCAAUCGAAGUCGGGGGGGACGCAUGCUGCAAUUAGACUUCAUUAUCAACCAUGACUUGAUAAUGAAGCCCUCUUUUUCAUUUUAAAGCACGUGCAUUGACGGAAUGAUUAGUGUUGAAGGAUUGUACAUCAUAAAAUCUUUUGUUGCGGAGCCAAACAUAUCGUUUCCAAAUUUACAAACUUAUCAAUUCAGCAAUAACAUGCAGCAUGGAAAGUCUCAGCCUUCUCUUGUAUUGUAAUUUUUUUUUUUUUUUUUUAAAUAUUGUAGUGUGAAUUAAGUGUUGUAAUUGGUAAUGGAAUGAUGUGUAUUUACAUUUAUGAUUUCAUCCAUAUUUCAUGUAUUGUCAAAUUUGCACAAUGUUUCAAUAACUCGAGUCAUGUGUUAUUGAUUGUUUAUCUUUGCUUCUUGGUUAUUGGAGUAACUGAAAUGAAACUCUCUGUUG
Messenger RNA from Quercus lobata, 3385 nucleotides. RefSeq names its product disease resistance protein RGA2-like. The record is from RefSeq and is a predicted model, not a curated record. Gene Ontology annotation, molecular function: ADP binding. The transcript is spliced from 3 exons. Lineage: Eukaryota; Viridiplantae; Streptophyta; Magnoliopsida; Fagales; Fagaceae. Bases 318 to 2978 code for a protein of 886 amino acids.